CCUCUCGGUCAGACAUGUUGAGGUUACUCUUGAUCUUGGCAGUUUUGGGUGCUAACCAUGCAACCAAUAGGCCAAUAAUCGGUAUCAUUACUCAACCGAUGGAUAACACUGUGAACCAAUAUCAAUACGACACAUACAUUGCUGCGUCCUAUGUGAAAUUUCUGGAAUUGGCUGGAGCCAGAGUAAUGCCGAUUUGGUUGAACCAAACAACGGACUACUAUAGAAGAGUGGUGAAAUAUACUAAUGGAGUGCUCUUUCCUGGCGGUUCUGCUCCAUUCGAUACCCCAGGAGGCUAUGGUGAGGCAGCUAGAGAGAUAUACAAGCUCGCAGUAGAAGCAAACGACCAAGGCAUAUACUACCCCUUGUGGGGUACCUGUUUGGGCUUCGAAGUACUACCCUUCGCGGAAACGGGCAUUGAUCUCAGAGUAUCGUGCCUGAUGGAAGAAGUUGGAAUUCCUCUUGAUUUCGUUCCAGGUUUCAAGGAUAGCCGAAUGUACCAAGAAAUACCAGACCAUCUGGUGGACAUACUAGUGGAAGAAAAUGUUACCUUCAACUACCACGAACUAUGUUUCACACGUCAAUCGAUGUAUCAACAUGGCGCUUUAAAAUGGCGUACUCUAUCUACAAACAUCGACAGCAACGGCCUGAAUUUCAUCUCCUCCUUCGAACACGAAGACUACCCCUUUUAUGGGGUGCAGUUCCACCCUGAGAAGCCUAUUUUCGAGUUCAAAGAGGGUGUGGGCAUUCCCCAUACUGUGGAUAGCAUCCAGGUGGCGCAGUACUAUUCGAAUUUCUUCGUUAACGAGGCUAGGAAGAACGACAAUGCCUUUCCUAAUUCUACUGCUGCCGUCCAGUCACUCAUCUACAACUUCUGUGCUUCCUUUACGGCUGUGAAUAAUUCAUAUUAUUUCCAGUCCUAUGGUUUCCAUGAAAGUGAUUACAGUAAUCUGUUGAUCUGAUGAUUGAAUAAAAUAAAGCUACAGUCUUAUCUCUCUCUACACUCAUCAUUUUCCAAUUUUAUAUACUGUUCAUCAGAUAUAGAAAUUAUAGAUAUACUACUUAUAUUG
Phaedon cochleariae (mustard beetle) is the source of this 1067-nucleotide messenger RNA. NCBI's taxonomy places the organism in Eukaryota, Metazoa, Arthropoda, Insecta, Coleoptera, Chrysomelidae. The record is from the annotation of a GenBank genome assembly.